GCCGUCCUUUUUCCUGUGACCUUGGGAACUCUAACCGGACAGGACCCAGGAGGCCUAGGAGGCCCAGGGCACUGUCUCUCCCCCACGCUGUUUUCUUUCAUCGCCCCUCCCCUGUCGCUUCUACCCCACCCUCUACUGCCCUAAACUGCUUCCUGGGCGGGAACUGUUAGGCUUUUUCCUGCCCCAGUUGGGGGGCGGUGACUGUCGCAGCCCCUGGCCUUCAGGGGCUAUGGAGCCCAGGAGGGCGGCGCCUGGGGAGCACGGCUGGGGGCCUCGCGUGGUCACGGGGGUGGAGACGGCCGCAGAGCUGGUAUACCAUCUGGCGGGGGCGCUGGGCACUGAGCUGAAGGAGCUGGCACGCCGCUACGGGCCGGAGGCGGCGGCGGGGCUCGUGCCUCUCGUGGUGCGGGCGCUAGAGCUCCUGGAAAAGGCUGCUGUGGGGCCUGCUCCUGACUCGCUGCAGGUGUCGGCGCAGCAGGCCCAACUGGAGCUGCAGCGGCUGCGGGAGGAGAACGAUCACCUCCGCAGAGAGCUGCGCUGCGGGCCCCAGGAGGAGCGCGCUCUGCUGCGGCAGCUCAAGGAAGUGACGGACCGACAGCGUGAUGAACUCCGGGCGCACAACCGUGACCUGCUGCAGCGCAGCCAGGAGACGGAGGCGUUGCAGGAGCAGCUGCAGCGCCUCCUGCUGGUGAACGCGGAGUUGCGGCACAAGUUGGCGGCCGUGCAAACCCAGCUGCGAUCCGCACGGGACCGCGAGCGCGAGCGGGAGCUGCGGUGGGAAGGGGCUGUGGAGCUGGCCCAAGAGCGGGCACGAAACCAGGCCGGUGGGCCUGGGUGUGAGCAGAGGCAGGAGCCUGAGCGGGCUGCUGACGGAGCAGGAGUCCAUGGGACCCCUGAGGACCCGCGUCCCUCCAACAUAGGGCAGUGUGGCUUCAGUCGAGAGGAGCUUGAGCAGAUCCUUCAGGAGCGGAAUGAGCUCAAAGCCAACGUGUUCCUGCUGAAGGAGGAGUUGGCCUACUUCCAGCGGGAGCUGCUCGCAGACCACAGGGUACCUGGACUUCUGCUGGAAGCCAUGAAGGUGGCUGUCAGGAAGCAGCGGAAGAAGAUCAAGGCCAAGAUGUUAGGGACCCCAGAGGAAGCAGAGAGCAGUGAUGAUGAGGACGGCUCAUGGCUCCUGCUCUCCAGCAAUAAGGGAGAUUACCCCCCACCCCCCGAGUCCAGAAUACAGAGUUUCUUUGGCCUGUGUUAUCGGGGUGAAGCAGAGGCCCCUGAAGCCAAGACCAGCAGCACAGCUCCCAGCAAGCCAAGGGGUGAAGAGGCCCCACAGAAACCUCAGUUGGAACCUCUGGACAGCUCCUGACUGGCCCUGCUCAGCUCUUAAUGAACAUCUUUGUCUGGGGGUCUCAGGUGCCCCAGAGGCCUGACCUUGGAGUCUGACUAUGGGUGGAUGUGUGACCUCAAAGGAGGACAGGGCUCCCUCCUUCCCAGCCCUCCCAGCCUCUUUCCCAGUCUUGGCCUGGGUCAGAACGGGACUGGAGGAUCAGCCUACCUUCCUCCCCUAUAUCUCAGAGCUAAGCCUCGGGGGUCAGGUAAAAGUGCUUCCUCUCUGAGUUUCAGUUUCCCCAUCCACGAAAUGGAGAGCUGACCACCUACCUCCCAGAGAUUUGUGCGGAUUGCCUAAGCUAAUGCAAUAAAGCACCUGCCAUGAU
Molecule: messenger RNA, 1709 nt
Organism: Molossus molossus (Pallas's mastiff bat)
Lineage: Eukaryota; Metazoa; Chordata; Mammalia; Chiroptera; Molossidae
Gene: RILP
Product: Rab interacting lysosomal protein
Exons: 8
Coding region: 230-1360 (376 amino acids)
Biological process (GO): cilium assembly
Cellular component (GO): cytoplasm; ciliary basal body
Molecular function (GO): protein dimerization activity
Source: RefSeq, a predicted model, not a curated record